AGAUAAUUCAUCUUGUGCUUUGUCUCUUAUCGGCUACUUGGUGAAGAUAUUUCUUAUACCCUGUGGUUGCCUCUCCCUAUAUUGCUCCGUCUCAGACGCUUCUACCUUGUCAUGCUGUAACCUAGUUUUAGUUCCCUGAAGAUUCUAUUAAGCUGCUACUCUCUCUUUCUAUCUCUGGGAAGUUAGUUUGAUAAUGGCAACAACAAGUGCUUCACUCUUUAAAACGCAACCUUUCUCUGCCGUAAGAUCAAUUCCGAAUACCAAAGUAAACCCAUCUGUCUCAAACUCUCUAGCUAGUACUUUUAUUGGUGCUUCGCGACAAAUGAACUCCAUGAAAAAGAACAGAACAGUCAAGAUUAGUAGGAAAAUAACAGCUGCAGCUGCUGUUGCUACAUCUCCAUUGGAAGAAAUUACUGAAUAUUCGCUUCCUAGCUGGGCUUUAUUUGAACUUGGGAGGGCUCCUGUAUAUUGGAAAACAAUGAAUGGUCUUCCUCCAGCUUCUGGCGAGAAACUAAAGCUUUUCUACAAUCCGGCUGCUGCGAAACUUGCUCCAAAUGAAGAUUUCGGUAUUGGUUUCAAUGGAGGUUUUAAUCAGCCCAUUAUGUGUGGAGGUGUGCCAAGGGCAAUGCUCAAGAAAACUCGAGGCAAAGCUGAUCCGCCGAUAUAUACCAUCCAGAUAUGCGUUCCUAAGCAUGCGGUGAACUUGAUAUUCUCAUUCACAAAUGGGAUAGAUUGGGAUGGUCCUUACAGACUGCAGUUCCAAGUUCCUAAGGCUUGGAAAAACAGACCAAUUGAAUUCUUUAACGAGGGCCUGUCAAAAGAGUUGAGUGUAGAAGGUGCAUGUGAAAAAGCCAUAUUUCCAGACACUAACAUUGUGAUCACAAGAUGUGCCAUGAUUGGUAACCUGUCCAUUGAAGGAGGUGAUCGCUGCAGUCUUGAUCUAGUUCCAGGGUGCAUGGAUCCAAGCUCCCACUUGUAUGACCCUCUUGCCAAUGUAGAUGAUGGAUCCUGCGCAGUUGAUUUGGACUUGGAGGUUUAGAUUAGUUCCCAAUUUCCAUUUUUCUGUCAACCCCACCAUUAAUAUUUUGCAUAAAAACGAAUUUUUCAUGGCAAUUGAUUACUUAUAAAAAAAAAGAACAAAAUGGCAUGAUUCUUAUACAAACCUUUUCUAGUCCAA
Molecule: messenger RNA, 1177 nt
Organism: Manihot esculenta (cassava)
Lineage: Eukaryota; Viridiplantae; Streptophyta; Magnoliopsida; Malpighiales; Euphorbiaceae
Product: protein POST-ILLUMINATION CHLOROPHYLL FLUORESCENCE INCREASE, chloroplastic
Exons: 8
Coding region: 194-1039 (281 amino acids)
Biological process (GO): chlororespiration
Cellular component (GO): thylakoid; chloroplast stroma
Source: RefSeq, a predicted model, not a curated record